UUGCGCAUGCGUAGAAUAUGUAGUGAUGGAGAGCUGACCAGGGGGCGCGGCAGCGGAGGCGGAGAGGGCACGGAGGACUAAUUGGCUGCUGUCUGCGUCCAAGGAGGUUUAAGGGUUUGGAGAAACAGCUGAGAGGGACCCGCAGCAGGGCCAGGGCGAUCGAGGGCAACAACUAUGGAGGACCAGAGGGAGGCGCUAAGAAAAAUCGUCACUACCCUGGCCAUGAAGAAUGAGGAGACACAGACCUUCAUCUACUCCCUGAAGCAGAUGCUGUUGAAUGUAGAGGCAAACUCAGCCAAAGUCCAGGAGGAUCUGGAAGCAGAGUUCCAGUCCCUCACGUCGGUUCUGGAGGAGCUGAGAGAAUCCAUGCUGAUGAAGAUCAAACAGGAGAGGGCCAGCCGCACAUAUGAGCUGCAGAAUCAGCUAACUGCCUGUACACGGGCCCUGGAGAGCUCUGAGGAGCUCCUGGAAACAGCCAACCAAACCCUGCAGGCUGCAGACAGAGAGGACUUCCCUCAGGCCGCCAAGCAAAUCAAAGAUGGCGUGACCAUGGCCCCCGCCUUCCGACUAUCACUCAAAGCCAAGGUCAGUGACAAUAUGAGUCACCUCAUGGUGGACUUCACACAGGAAAGGCAGAUGCUACAGGCCCUCAAGUUCCUGCCUGUGCCCAGCGCCCCCAUCAUCAACUUGGCUGAGUCCCUCGUGGCGGAUAACUGUGUGACCCUGGUAUGGCACAUGCCAGAGGAGGACAGCAAGAUUGACCACUAUGUGCUGGAGUACCGCAGGACCAAUUUCGAGGGCCCACCCCGCCUCAAGGAGGACCACCCUUGGAUGGUCGUCGAGGGCAUCCGGCACACGGAGUACACCUUGACAGGUCUGAAAUUUGACAUGAAAUACAUGAAUGUUCGUGUGAAAGCCUGUAACAAGGCGGUGGCUGGUGAAUUCUCUGAGCCAGUGACCUUAGAGACACCAGCAUUCAUGUUCCGCCUGGACGGGUCCACAUCUCACCAGAACCUGCGAGUGGAAGGCCUCUCUGUUGAGUGGGACGCCAUGGGCGGGAAGGUCCAAGAUAUCAAAGCUCGAGAGAAAGAGGGCAAGGGGCGGACAGCGUCACCAGUAAACUCUCCAGCCAGAGGGACACCAUCUCCCAAGAGGACAGCCUCAGGUCGUGGGGGCCGGGACCGGUUCACAGCUGAGUCUUACACCGUGCUGGGGGACACACCGAUCGACAGUGGGGAGCACUACUGGGAGGUACGCUUUGAACCAGACAGCAAGGCCUUUGGCCUGGGUGUGGCCUACCGAAGCCUGGGCCGUUUCGAACAGCUGGGCAAGACGGCAGCGUCCUGGUGCCUGCAUGCCAACAACUGGCUGCAGGCCAGCUUUACUGCCAAGCAUGCCAACAAGGUCAAAGUGCUGGACAGCCCCGUGCCUGACUGCCUGGGUGUGCACUGUGACUUCUACCAAGGUGCUAUAUCACUUUUCCCUCUCAGGUCCUACUGCGCUGACCCCUUCCCUGGUCCUCACUCACCUCCUGACACCUGUCUCCCUGCUCCCCUCACCCCAGGCCUCCUGUCUUUCUACAAUGCCCGCACUAAACAGCUCCUGCACACCUUCAAGACCAAGUUCACACAGCCUCUGCUUCCAGCCUUCACUGUGUGGUGUGGAAGCUUCCAGGUUACGACAGGCCUGCAGGUGCCCAGUGCCGUGCGCUGCCUGCAGAAGCGAGGCAGUGCCACUAGCAGUUCCAACACCAGCCUCACCUAGGCUAGGCCACUUGCCAGCUGGGGCACUUCAGCUUCUCCUCUCUGCUGCUUGGAGCCUUAACUCUGGAAGGGGGUGGUCAGGGUUCCAUCCCUACCUCACUUCAUAAUAAAGAUAACACACUGGCCUC
Molecule: messenger RNA, 1891 nt
Organism: Rattus rattus (black rat)
Lineage: Eukaryota; Metazoa; Chordata; Mammalia; Rodentia; Muridae
Gene: Fsd1
Product: fibronectin type III and SPRY domain containing 1
Exons: 12
Coding region: 175-1764 (529 amino acids)
Molecular function (GO): protein binding
Source: RefSeq, a predicted model, not a curated record